AUGUCUUCAAAUCUCCUACACAACGUGUCUGCCAAAAGGCAGCAUUUUCCCGCAGUUGCAGGUAAUUCGAGGUUCUCUUUGGCGGCUUUAAUACCAGCAGCGAAAUGGGUUCCUGUGUUUAUUGUAGUAUAUUUGCUCGCUAAAGUAGUCUACAACGUGUACUUCCAUCCGCUGGCGAAAUUUCCUGGUCCACUCUCAGGUCGUGCAUCGUUGCUUUGGCGAUACACCAACACUGCAACAGGCAAGAUACAUAUAGCAAUCGAGAAGCUGCAUCGGCAGUACGGCCCAAUUGUCCGUGUCUCCGCCAACGAACUCUCCUUUGCAUCUGUCGAGUCCUGGAAAGCCAUCUAUGGACACGCAGCACCCGGCAGGCAGAUUGCCAUCAAAAGUCCCUUCUACGAGAUCUUCGGAGCGGGCUUCAAGAAGCUAUGCAUUGGUAGCGAGCGUAACCCGAAGAAGCAUGGCGAGAUGCGGCGCAUGCUCUCGUCUGCGUUUUCUCAGCGGAGUUUGUUAGAGCAAGAGGAGCUGGUCGCGGGGACCAUUGAUAGGUUUGUUACGAUCCUCGGUGAGAAAGGCGGGAAGGAAAGCAAAGGGUUGAACAUGACGAAGUGGUAUGAGAUGGUUGGAUUCGAUAUUUUAGGAGAGAUGGCAUUUGGAGAGUCAUUCCACAGCCUCGAGAAUGGUAAACCGCACUUCUGGUCCGAUCUCGUCGAAGAGCAUCUCUACCUCAUCACCCUGAUCGACAAUCUUAGCAGAUUACCGUUUGUGGCUACAAUUGCCAAGGUUCUCUUUCCUUCAACCUUGGUUGUCCAGAAUCAGAACUCCGCAUUCAGCCGGAAACAAGUUGAGAAGCGCUUAUGUUCUAAAACCUCGAGAAAAGACUUCCUCACCAACCUUGUUGAGAAGGUACACAGUGGUGAGGUCGACAAAGAGGAGAUGACUGCUCAUGUGUCCACAUUGGCGAUUGCCGGUGGCGAGACAGUCUCAACCUUCCUCGCAGGUACAACUUUCUUUCUACUUAAAAAUUCGCCCGUGUUGCAAAGGCUAGUUGAUGAAAUUCGUGAGGCGUUCAAUUCGUAUGAGGAGAUAGACGCACAAAAGGCGCAGAAGCUUCCAUACCUACAGGCCGUUAUCAACGAGGGUCUACGCAUGUAUCCACCGGGAUCACAAGGUUUUCCCCGGGUUUCUCCUGGUUUCGAAUUACAUGGCAAAUUCAUCCCGCCAGGAACUGAGGUCUACACGAGCGCAUGGGCGGUGACCCACGAUGAUAAAUACUUCAAGGACCCAAUGGACUUCAAGCCUGAGAGAUGGAUCGAUCCUGAGAGCCAAGAUGUCAAGGAGGCCAGCCAGCCAUUCUCGCUAGGGCCAAGAGGCUGUUUGGGCCGCAACUUCGCGUACAUGGAGAUAAACUUGUUGUUGGCCAAAAUGCUGUGGAAGUAUGACCUCGAGCUGGUCAAUGAAGACCUGGACUGGCUGAAAGAGGGCAAAGUGUUCGUAAUGUGGUGGAAACCAGAGCUGUUGUCAGCUGACCUGUCGUCUGAGGUGGGACCAGGCGACAAGUUUCAUGCCUUCGAUAUGAGGCAUAAAGUACACAGCCGCAUCCGCGACAAUCCCCUCGAUCGCUGGCGGGGAGGGCAUUGGGGUAUGAAUACUGCUUCUGCAUCUCUCACCGCGCCCGCAUACACACCACUCGAAUGCCUUCUCCUGUUCCAAGCUCUCGUUGCGUAUGGCACGAGCGAUGACGACUUCGCCGCUAUUUCCGACCUCCUCACGAACAAUGGUCUCAUCAAGACGGGGCCAACCUAUGAUCCACAACGAUUAAGUGUCGAUGCCUUGCGGCAACUGUAUGUGCAUCUAGUCCACGAGGAGGAAGCAGCAGAUGGGUUGGAACGGGAGAUCGACGAGGGCCACGGCGCGCAGUCGCCAUCUAGAAAGCGCAAGCUACCUAGUCCACAGCGACCAUCACUGAAAGAUGCCCAGCAGUAUAAAGAUAGGUUGCCGGUGUUGGUUGAUCGGUUAUACGCACGAUAUCGGGAUUACAUGAUUCAUGCUAUUCGAGAGGAUGAGAGGAGAUAUGCUGCAGUCCAGAAGGAGAUUCAGGAAAUAGAAAGAGGGGAAUGGGACGAGAGGAUAUUGAAGGAAGCCCAGGCGAUCACGAAAGAGGACCAAAAAGACAGUUCUGCCAUGAUGGCAGAACCGUUACAUCCCAAACCUAAUGGCACAACUCCUGUUAAACUACCAACGCCAACUCCAACCCCGACUCCUCAACAGCUGCCGCCUCAAGAAAAGAAGCCUGUAGAAGUGCGCCCACCGGAAGCUAUCAAUCCAGCAGUUGGAGCUGCUCCCGCUAAGACGUCCCCAACGAUUGGCGCCCCAUCCCCUCGAAUCGAAACCAGGCCGGAUGGGUUAGCAAUCACCGAUGUCUUGAACACCCAGCAAACCCCAGCGCCGUCUCCACUGCAGUCACAGGCUGGUGAUGGGCGACCUCAGAAUGGGGUACAGAAUACUCGCCCUUCCCCAAAGGCUCAACCCAGACCGGGUAGCAAAGGCUCAUAUGUUCCACAUGGACCAGCUCUUCAACCCCAACCAUCUCCCCAGCAGCCAGGAAAUGUGUGGAAAUGGGAACAGCCCUAUGGCCCCCAGCAUCAACCUCCUCAAUAUCAAGGCUCGAGUCCUCAUCCUCCCUCUUUUAAUAUGCCGCAAUACCCCCAAGGCUAUGUUCCUCCACCAAGAGGAUCCUUUUCGGCACCCCACGGUCUCCCUCCACCGCAUCCUCAUGUUCCAUCGUCCCCUUCGCCGCUCAACCCAACGCAUCCACAUCCCAUCCUUCUGCCUCCUCCAAAUGGAAUAAGACGUUCACCUGGCUCGCCGGGAAUGCCUCUUGAUGCUUUAGCCGACAUCGCUGGACAACAGUAUCGUGCUCCUGCCGGCUCUCCCAUGGCGCAACAGCAAAUGCCGGUUUCCCCUGCUGGCUACCCGCAACAGUUCGCACAGAGACUGCCGCCUCAAAAUCCCCCACCACAGUGGAACCAACCAUAUCCCCCACCCUAUCCUGGAGGUCCUCAGCAGUAUCCAAAAUUCCAACCCUCUCCCAGUCAACGGCUGCCGUAUCCGCCUCGUCCAGAUCUUGUCCCACCAGAGAACAGACAGUAUAAUUCGCCAUACAAUGCAAACCAGGUUCCAAAACCCGCGGUGCCUUUGGUUUCCAGUAUGCCCGCGCCAAAGCCUAAGACUAGUCAACCAAAUACCCCGAUAUCUCAGGGCACUUCUCGGUUCAAAACAGGCAGCGGCACUCGGUGGACGCCGACUCCUACUUCAUCAACGCCGAAGCCUAACAAAACAGUGCGGCCGCCGGUUGUUGAGCCUCUAAGCCCUGUGCUACGGCCUUCGAAGCCUGCUCAAACUGCAAAGAAAUCGCCCCCGAAGCAGGAAGUUUCAAAGUCCGAGCUCUCGAAAGCAGGCAAGCCCCAGCGUCGUGGGACACAGGCUGUUAGAGCUGGAAGCGUGGCAUCCUCCAUUGUCACGGGGUCUCACAGGAGCCCAUCUGCUACGCCCCAUGCAGAUGAGAGCUUGUUAGAGAAUGAGCUUCCUGCACGUCACGUGAAGCAAGAAGUUGCUACGCCGAUUGGCAUUGAAGAUGCGGGUGAUACUACGGCUGAUGAAUCGUCGUCUGUUCCACCUGCACACAACUUGAGGACAGGAGGUGCUCAUCCACGCGCCACUUCGAAACGGAAGCGUGCGGGCAGCACCACCCACGUCCUGUGGACCCGAGCGUUCCCGAAGAUAUCCGCAUCCGCCCUGGAAGCUAUCUCCGGCCACCGAAACGCCAGCACUUUCGCAGCUCCUGUCAAAGAGCGCGAUGCGCCUGGGUAUAGGCACCUCAUCCUUCGUCCUCAAGAUCUAAAAAGCAUCCGGUCUGCGAUCCACGCUGGUCACCGGGCAGCAGCAGCUGCCGCGCCUAGUGAUCUAGACGCCUCCCAGCCCAGCAUUAUGCUUCCCAUUUCAGAGGAACUUAUCCCACCAAAAGGCAUUAUAAAUAAUACCCAGCUGGAGAAAGAACUGAUGCGCAUGUUCGCCAACGCCAUCAUGUUCAACGCGGACCCCGACCGCGGAUUUGGGAGAAGAUUACAGGACAAGGGUAAACCGCAGGGAGAUGUUAUCGGCUAUGAGAUCGACGAAGACUCACUAGUCAAGGACACGCGCGCCAUGUUCGCAGAUGUCGAAAAGAUCAUCACCAACCUGCGGAGCGCCGAGCGGAGAAGCGAAGAACUUCGGGAGUCGGGCUUGUCCACGGGGAAUGCUGGCACCAUGGAGGACUCCGAAGCUGGCGAGUCCGCAGCUGACCGCGAGGGUAGCGCCUCGAAUACCGGCAGUAUUGCUAAAAGACGGCGCAAAAACUAG
Venustampulla echinocandica is the source of this 4401-nucleotide messenger RNA. RefSeq lists its product as uncharacterized. The transcript has 11 exons. The record is from RefSeq and is a predicted model, not a curated record. Lineage: Eukaryota; Fungi; Ascomycota; Leotiomycetes; Helotiales; Pleuroascaceae. Bases 1 to 4401 code for a protein of 1466 amino acids. Gene Ontology annotation, molecular function: monooxygenase activity; iron ion binding; protein binding.